Messenger RNA from Rhinocladiella mackenziei CBS 650.93, 711 nucleotides. Its product is annotated as 3,4-dihydroxy-2-butanone-4-phosphate synthase. NCBI's taxonomy places the organism in Eukaryota, Fungi, Ascomycota, Eurotiomycetes, Chaetothyriales, Herpotrichiellaceae. The transcript has a single exon. The record is from RefSeq and is a predicted model, not a curated record. Bases 1 to 711 code for a protein of 236 amino acids. Gene Ontology annotation, molecular function: 3,4-dihydroxy-2-butanone-4-phosphate synthase activity. Gene Ontology annotation, biological process: aerobic respiration; riboflavin biosynthetic process. Gene Ontology annotation, cellular component: mitochondrial intermembrane space; cytosol.
AUGCAGCCUCCCAUCCCCCUCCCGAAGGGGUUCGACUCUGUCGAAUCGACAGUUGAAGCUUUCCGUCAGGGCGAGUUCAUCGUGGUUCUCGACUCCCAGGAUCGUGAGAAUGAAGGCGACCUCAUCAUCGCCGCCGAGGAUGUCACCACCGAGAAAAUGGCUUUCAUGAUUCGCCAUACCAGCGGAUUGAUCUGCGCUCCAAUUACUUCUUUUCUUGCCGAAAAAUUGGCGCUCCCGCAGAUGGUGAAGGACAAUGAAGAUCCUAAUCGUACCGCUUACACAAUUUCGAUCGACUCGAAUGAUGAGAGCGUCACCACCGGAAUCUCGGCCCACGACCGUGCCCUCACCUGUCGCACUCUUGCCAGUUCCAAAGCCACCGAGACCAACUUCAGGAGGCCUGGACAUGUGUUCCCUCUUAGGGCGAGAGAUGGCGGCGUCCUCGAGCGUACUGGACAUACCGAGGCAGCCGUGGAAUUUUGUCGACUUGCCGGUAAAGCCAGGGUGGGUGUCAUCUGUGAAAUGGUCGAAGACGGAGAGCCGGUGCCUGGACAGACAGCCAUGAGCGGGCCAGGCAUGAUGAGAAGAGAUGCUUGUCUGGCAUUUGGGCAAAAAUGGGGACUGAAGGUUUGUACCAUUGAGGAUUUGGUCGAGUACGUCUCCAAGGAGGCCGAGGAGGAGAUAUCGAGUAAUGGCGUCAAUGGAUAUCAUUGA